Molecule: messenger RNA, 2087 nt
Organism: Danio aesculapii
Lineage: Eukaryota; Metazoa; Chordata; Actinopteri; Cypriniformes; Danionidae
Gene: phactr3a
Product: phosphatase and actin regulator 3a
Exons: 12
Coding region: 91-1668 (525 amino acids)
Biological process (GO): actin cytoskeleton organization
Molecular function (GO): actin binding
Source: RefSeq, a predicted model, not a curated record
CCUCAUGACAGACACUCUCGGUCUCCCUCCCUCAUGCACACACACAGUCACUGUAAAGGGUUCCUCUAAUUCGGCAAUGCCUGAUGCUGGAUGCUCUUAGACGCAUCCGCCUCACCGACGGCUCCGCUGCCUCCGAAAGGGAUUUCAUUAUUUGACUCAUACAAGCUCCUCAUGGCUACAUCGGACGGAAUAGACAAAUGUCUUCUGCACAGAGGCAGAUCUCAAAGUGACCCGAACAUCCUCAGCGAGUCUGGCAUCGAUCUCUCGCACGGCGCAGAUGUGAUGGAGCAGCAGAAGGUGCUGCGCUCCAGCUGUUUAGUGAGUGCAGUCCACACUCCUCCUAUCCGCCGCCAUAGCAAACUGGCAACAUUGGGACGCAUCUUCAGGCCAUGGAAAUGGAGGAAAAAGAAAAACGAGAAGCUGAAACAGAGCUCUACAGAUGUGGCCUUGGCCUGUGGACUUCACUCUCCAGACCCCUGCGGCCCCAUCCAGGGCCUCUCCGAUUCUGAGAUCCGCCUGCCCGGCUCUCAGGGGCCCAUCCUCAGCAUCAGUAGCAUGGAGUACCUCAGCUCAGAGCAAGACAAUCUCCCUUGCAUGGUAGAUUCCUUACAGGACAACGAGCCGACAGAAGAGCCAAACUCAAAUGAAGAAGAGGAGGACGAGGAGGAGGCCAUUCCCUCUGUGAAUGAGAACGAAGACGUCGAGGAAGAUGAAGAAGACCAAGAGGAAGAUGAAGAGGAUGAAGAGCAGGAGCAGUCUCCUCCAAACAGCCACGGCAAUCUGGUCUCUCAGCUCAGCACUGAGGAAGACGCAGGUAAAGUUGUCAUCGCAUCAGUGCCUCAGUCAAACUCUUUUCUCCAGAAAGAACUGCCUAGAGUCCCUGACGGCCCCAGUCCUGUGGUUCUAAGAGGGCCGUUUUCUGGCUCGCCACACGUAGGUAGCAUACAUCCACCGCUGCCCCCUAGCUGUAUAAUAGAGGAACUGCACCGAGCACUGGCAACAAAGCUCAGGCAGGACAGCAUCGAGCGUGAGCUGAGCGGAGACGGCGAGAGCAGAAAGGAAGCAGAGGAAAACAAGGAAAACGUUCGACAGGAUCACUGCUUCACUGAUGCUUCAGGAAUCAUCUAUGAUAUCGACAGCUGGAACGACUCUGUCAUUUCUGGCACAUUGCCAAGGAGGAUGAGGAAGGAGCUGCUGGCCGUGAAGCUGCGGAAUCGGCCCAGCAAACAGGAGCUGGAGGACAGGAACAUAUUUCCAGCACGGAGUGACCAGGAGAGACAGGAGAUCCGUCAGCAGAUCGAAAUGAAGCUCGCCAAGAGACUCAGUCAGCGGCCGGCCGUUGAAGAGCUGGAGAGCAGAAACAUUUUAAAACAGAGGAACGAUCAGACGGAGCAGGAGGAGAGAAGAGAGAUCAAACAGAGACUCAACAGAAAGUUGAACCAGAGGCCAACUGUUGAUGAACUAAGGGAAAGAAAGAUCCUGAUUCGCUUCAGUGACUAUGUGGAGGUGGCCAAAGCCCAGGAUUAUGACAGAAGAGCUGACAAACCCUGGACCAGACUGUCUGCAGCUGACAAGGCGGCCAUCCGUAAAGAGCUGAACGAGUUCAAAAGCACUGAGAUGGAGGUCCAUGCUUCAAGCAAACAUCUAACGAGGUUUCACAGGCCCUAAGAGGGGGUUUUCUUCUGUGAAGAAAAUGCUGUAAGUGGCGUUCAUGUUAAACUCCUGGAGGAGCCUCUUCCAGAGUCGUGGCUUCGUCCAUGGGAUUCCCUUAUUCUUCCAGCGCCAUGGGCCAAGUGCUGUUUGGAUGUGGUUACGCCGAGAGCUACGUCUCUACCGCGGGCCGCCCCAGGACCAAACCUGAAGAACAUCUGCGGAUACAUUUAACUUGAGGCUGACAGGAGUGGAGUGGCAGAGGACUUUCUGAUGUUUUUAAACUGGACUGCAUUUCAGUGACUGCUAAGAAAAGAGUAAAUGAAUCAGUUCUGGAUAAAUGUUUGUGUACAUGUAACCAGCUCCACUCUGAAAAAUAAGUAAAAAAAAAAGGAAGAAAAACAAAUAAAUAAACAAAAAAACAAACAAAAAAAAAA